CCAGACGUUUCUUACAUUUGCUUCUGACACACUUGUGUUUAGUAGCAACCCAAGAAACAGACACCAUGGUGCACCUGAAUGCUGAUGAGAAGUCCAUGAUCUCCACCCUCUGGGGCAAGGUGAACGCCGAUGAAGUUGGUGGUGAGGCCCUGGGCAGGCUGCUGGUGGUGUACCCCUGGACCCAGAGGUUUUUUGGCAGCUUUGGCGAUCUGUCCUCUGCCUCUGCCAUUAUGGGCAAUGCCAAGGUGAAGGCCCAUGGCAAGAAAGUGAUCCACUCCUUCAGUGAGGGCCUGAAAAACCUGGACAACCUCAAGGGCACCUUCGCCAGCCUGAGUGAGCUGCACUGUGACAAGCUGCACGUGGACCCCGAGAACUUCAGGCUCCUGGGUAAUGUGAUCGUGAUUGUGCUGGCCCACCACCUGGGCAAGGAGUUCACCCCCGCUGUGCAGGCUGCCUUCCAGAAGGUGGUGGCUGGCGUGGCUAAUGCCCUGGCUCACAAGUACCACUAAUGUCCCUUUCCUAAUAUUGUCUUUGCACAAAGGCCCCUUUCUCCCCAAAGAACAACUAUCAAAUUCAGGGGAAACGAUGAAGGCCUUUGAGCAACUGGAUUCUGUCUAAUAAACUGACAUUCACUUUCACUGCAA
This is a messenger RNA of Jaculus jaculus (lesser Egyptian jerboa), 644 nucleotides long. Its product is annotated as hemoglobin subunit beta. Gene Ontology annotation, molecular function: oxygen binding; oxygen carrier activity; hemoglobin alpha binding. The record is from RefSeq and is a predicted model, not a curated record. The transcript has 3 exons. Gene Ontology annotation, cellular component: hemoglobin complex; blood microparticle; haptoglobin-hemoglobin complex. Gene Ontology annotation, biological process: hydrogen peroxide catabolic process; oxygen transport. Bases 66 to 509 code for a protein of 147 amino acids. NCBI's taxonomy places the organism in Eukaryota, Metazoa, Chordata, Mammalia, Rodentia, Dipodidae.